AUGGGAAGUGAAAAAGACUUAACCGAAGAACAAAAGGGAGCUAUUGUAUAUGGUUACUGUAAGAACGACUCGUACUGCACUAUUGCAGCUAACGUAGGCUAUAGAAAAUCUGUUGUGGAUGAAUCAACAUUUUGCCUCUUUCAACAAUCAUCUUGUCGGGUCUGGCGUGAGUCACAUGAAGAAUGGGAUAUUGAAUGUGUGAGUAGUACUGUCAAGCAUGGUCCUAGUCAGAUGCACUGGGAUUUUUUUCUUGGUAUGGAACUGGCCCUCUCGUCGCGCUCAAUGGCUUUGCCACUGGUAAGUCUCACGUUGAAAUUCUUCGUAGCAUCUCGCAUUGGAUGGGCAGUUUUACAAAAUAAUAAAAAUUCAGCUCAAACUGUUAAAAUAUUUGAAGAUGUUUAUAGUGAUCCUGACAUUUCUUUAUCCUAUCCAAAAAUAUUGAUCACAGAUAAAGGUACUGAGUUUUUAGGUGAAUGUAAGAAAUUUUAUGACAAACAAAAUAUAGAACAUAUACAAGCUUUAACUAAGGAGGGUGUUGGGAUUAUUGAACGGUUUAAUUGUACAUUGAUCGAAAAAGUAUUCCCUAUUCAAUAUGCUCAAGAAAUGCUAUUAGCUUGGCCUGAAAGGUCUCGAGUAUUUAAGAAAAUUCUUCGCCCUAUUCUUAUCAAGCUUAAUAAUACUCCGACACGUUUGAUUGGUAUGAGUCCAGCUGACGCGAGAAAAAAGAAGCAUGUGUAUGCCAAGCCUUCCAAACCCCGUAAUGGUCUCAUUGGUUAUGACGAGCCUCGAUUGUCUUAUAGAGAUUUUGUGCGUUAUUUGCUUAAACCUGGUGAGCUUGAAGGUGGUCUUCCUAGAAGAUGA
Messenger RNA from Ambispora gerdemannii, 861 nucleotides. Lineage: Eukaryota; Fungi; Glomeromycota; Glomeromycetes; Archaeosporales; Ambisporaceae. The record is from the annotation of a GenBank genome assembly.